GGGCCAAGUUGACGUCAUUCGCGGCUUUGCCGCCGAUACAGGCGAGAUAUGGCGGGCUUUGAAAAUGUCACGCGGGUGCCGGCUCGGCGGGGAGCGCGAUUCACGUGGUUGCAGAUGACGCCUGCCGUUUUUGUUGUGAAGCGUCAUUUGCGCAGAGUUUGCAAGCAAGUGCGGUCGUCUUCUUCUUCGUCCUGGCGCAUUUCGUGGCCAUUCAUCGUGCGGGACGCUAGAACAUUGUCAUCCCCAGAAAUCUGGCAGGUUCCGAAGGCACGAUGGGCCCACCGAUGAUGGCUCCGCUUUCAAUCGCUGUCGCUGCAGUGAUGGUAUCUUCAGGAGCCAACGCUCAAAACAAUGAACUAUCCCGAGACUCAUGCUUUCAGGUGCGCUUUCCCGAUCUGAUGGAUAUAAGCGGGUGCUUGGGCAACGUGCUGGACAUGUGUGGGAAAAGCAGACCUUACAUUAAACUGGCCUUGGAAAAACUUGCCAACUGCCUCAUGGAUGCUAUAUUUUCCGAAAAUACGAUCAAGAAAAUUCUGACGGCUUUGAGAAGACCCUUAAUCUUUGCAUUCAGAACGUUAUUUCCAAGAGUGUCAAAGGUGGUGGUGCCCGUGCUCAAGGCGCUGCUGCCAAGGCCUUGUAACGAGAGAGAGUUGAGAGAGGGAACAUGCGACCGACAGCUGCUGCCGCGGACCCCGUGCAACAGCGCCGUCAACGUCACCUUCAGCGACCCUCUGGACAUCAGAGACUGCAUUGACCUCAACCAAUUUAUGUGUUUCGAAGAAGGUGCUGAUAAGGACGAGAUGCUGGUAGAGCUGAUGAGAACUAUGGUGUGCGCGAUGAAGAAGUUGCCGGAGCUAAGCGUUCGGUUAGUGCUGAAGAAGCUCCUCUGCAGAGGCAUGUCCUGGCUCAUCGAGUUUCUCCGAGCCAGGGACUUCAACACUAUGAAGCGAGUGGUAGAAGCUUUUCACACACUUGGGAGCUGUUACAGAUAUUAUCCGGCGAACCCCAAAGCCGAGAGGAGACUCCUCCCGGAGGCGGAAUUUCACCUGCCCGACACAAGAAAAAGCCCCAAAUUACCGUGAAGAAUAGCGCAAGCAUUGAAGGACUCUGGUAGCACGCUCAUCAUCAACCGCGCUCCAUUAACCACUCGUCUCAUUUAUUCCACUCUGCUAAGAGCAUACGUUCGUCAAGAGGGAACGAAAUGCUCGCCGGAAGGUGCAUUUCCACAAGGGUUCCUUUUUUUUUUUUUUUUCCUCGAGCUCCCUUCUUCGUGCUGAUACGGAAUUAAAGGAAAGUCGUUAUUAAAGUCGCGGAA
Messenger RNA from Dermacentor silvarum, 1315 nucleotides. RefSeq lists its product as uncharacterized. The transcript has 11 exons. Bases 273 to 1082 code for a protein of 269 amino acids. The record is from RefSeq and is a predicted model, not a curated record. NCBI's taxonomy places the organism in Eukaryota, Metazoa, Arthropoda, Arachnida, Ixodida, Ixodidae.